Molecule: messenger RNA, 2061 nt
Organism: Emiliania huxleyi CCMP1516
Lineage: Eukaryota; Haptophyta; Isochrysidales; Noelaerhabdaceae
Exons: 8
Coding region: 64-1785 (573 amino acids)
Biological process (GO): protein dephosphorylation
Cellular component (GO): cytoplasm; protein phosphatase type 2A complex
Molecular function (GO): protein phosphatase regulator activity
Source: RefSeq, a predicted model, not a curated record
GUCGGCAGCGCGCCUCACCGCCGCUGCACCGUGCGCGCCGUCUCACGUUCUAGACCAGCAGUCAUGACCUCGCCGCUGGAGUUCCUGAUGGAGGAGCUCACCUCAGACAACCCGCAGCAGUGCAUCCAGUGCAUCUCGCGGCUGCGCGUCAUCGGCCUCGCGCUCGGCGCAGAGAAGACGCGGUCCGACCUAAUCCCCUUCCUCAAGGGGGAGAUCGAGGCGGGCAAGUUCACGGACGAGGUGCAGGUGAGCGUGGCCGAGGUCCUCGGCUCCUUCUCCGAGUUCGUCGGGCCCUCGAGCGAGGCGCACUGCCUCUUCCCGCCGCUCGAGGCGCUCUGCGCCGUCGAGGAGUCGACCGUGCGGGACCAGGCGGUGGCGUCCAUCAACCAGGUGGGCGCGCAGCUGUCCGCCUCGCAGCUGCAGACGCACCUCGCGCCGCUCGUGCUGCGCCUCGCCCGCAACAAGGACUGGUUCACACCACGCGUCUCCGCCUCCGGCCUCGUCGCGCUCGCCUACUCGGCGUGCGAGGACGCGCCCGCCGUCGGCGCGGAGCUGAGGGAGGAGUUCAAGGCGCUGGCCGGCGACGACUCCCCGAUGGUGCGGCGGGCGGCGGCGGCGCGGCUGGGCGCCGUGGCGGACUCCUACGGCACCAAGCUGGUGGAGGAGGAGCUGGCCCCAAUCUACCGCGGGAUGGUCGUCGACGAGGGCGAGUCCGUGCGCGUCAACGCGCUCAAGCAGACGGCGCUGCUCUGCAAGAACGCGGAGCUCGCCACGCGCGCGCUCCUUCUCAAGGAGUGCUUCACCUCGUGCACGCGCGACAAGUCGUGGCGCGUCCGCAUCGCCGCCGCCGAGUCGCUGCCCGCGGCAAUGUACACCGCGCUGCAGUCCGACCACGAGUCGGAGGUGCGGGUCGCGGCGGCGCUCCGCGGCGCCGAGGCUGCGGCCGCGCUGGGCACCGCCUUCGGCGAGAAGCACAUCUUCCCCACCGUCUCGCGCCUCGCCAACGACACCAACUCAGUGUCGCGCGUCGAGCUGUCCACGGUCUGCAUCGAGCUCGCCGCGCCGCUCGGCAAGGCGGCGGCGCUGGAGCACGUGCUGCCGUGCCUCGCGCUGCUGGCGGACGACGAGCUCUCCAACGUGCGGCUCGCAGUCAUCAUGCAGCUCGGGCCGUUCAUCGACGUGGUCGGCCUGGACGGCGAGGCGGCGGCGAUGCUGCCGCUGCUGGAGCGGCUCGGGGCGGACAAGAAUUGGCGCGUGCGGCACGUGAUCCUGCACUUGCUGCCGCAGCUCGCGGCGACGCUGGGCCCGGCGGAGUUUUGGUCCCACUUUGGAGAGGUUUGCGCCAGGCGCGCCUCCGACUCGUGCGCGCUGGUGCGGGAGGACUGGGUGGUGCUGAUGGCGGAGAUCUGCGGCUUGGGCGGCUUUGGGCAGGCGUGGGCCGAGGAGACGCUGCUGCCCAUCGUGACGGCGCUGUCGGGCGAGCAGUCGUACUUGCUCCGCGCCGUCGUCCCCUCCUUCACCGCCGGCUUCGCGCAGAUCCUCACGCCCGGCAGUCUCGAGACGAAACUGGUGCCCGCCGUGCUCGAGAUGGCGUCGGACCGCGUGCCUAACUUGCGGAUGAUCGCCGCGCGGGCGCUCGCCGCCUGCACGCCGCUGGUGGACCCUGGCAUGGCGCGCGAGAGUAUCGUGCCCAAGCUGCAGGAGAUGCUUGCAGAUGCCGACGUGGACGUCAAGUUCGAGGCGGACGCGGCGCUCGAGAGCGACAAGUUGAAAGGCUUCUGCUGAGGCGCGCUGCGGAGGCCCUCUCCCGCCCUCCCUCCCGCCGUCCCUCUCCUCCCCUCGGGUCUCGGGUCUCUGGUCUCUGGGCAUGCGUCGAGGAGGGUCCAGAGGCUAGGCGUAAGGGCUCUGGCGCUAGAGUAAGGGUCGGGCGGGGCGCAACCGCGGCGUGGCGUCCGCGAUAUAUUUCGCGCUCCGGCUCGCAUCCCCGCGUCCCCUCCGCUCCCCCCCUAUGUCCGCCCUGCGGUCCGCCCUGUCCCCUCCGACAUUUAAAAACUUUUGAAC